Molecule: messenger RNA, 1409 nt
Organism: Paralichthys olivaceus (Japanese flounder)
Lineage: Eukaryota; Metazoa; Chordata; Actinopteri; Pleuronectiformes; Paralichthyidae
Gene: lsm10
Product: LSM10, U7 small nuclear RNA associated
Biological process (GO): mRNA 3'-end processing by stem-loop binding and cleavage
Cellular component (GO): nuclear body; cytoplasmic U snRNP body
Molecular function (GO): histone pre-mRNA DCP binding; U7 snRNA binding
Source: RefSeq, a predicted model, not a curated record
GUGACGCAGGGUAACGACGUCAUCACGCUGCCGUUUCCUCGGUGACGGCGCUAAAUGCGGAAAAAGCAACGUGUUGACAACGUCGCUUUUCUCCCGACGCUGGAUUUACGCAAGAAACGGAGCGUUGAGUGGCGCAGGAGAGCGAUUCACAGAACACGUGGGCGGGAAGAGUUUGAUAUUUUUUACCUUCCAGAGGAUCCGAGUCCAUGUGGCUGCUGCUGAAGCUAACAGCGGAGCUAGCAGAGGAGCUAACUGCAGCAGACGUGCACAGGUUUCCCUGACGUCUGGACAUCAUCUUCAUCUCAGGCCAUGGAGCCAGAGGCGGCUGAAUCCCCAACCUCACACCAAGGGCCAAUCGAAGUUGUCAACUCUAUUCGUGAGCGUACGAUCGCAGAGAACAGCAUGGUGGUCCUGCUGCAGGGUCUGCAGGGGGAGGUGACCACGGUGGACAUGAGGAACGAGAGCACGGCGCGGGGACGCGUGGUUAACGUGGACGCCUUCAUGAACGUGCGGCUGGAGGAGGUGUUGUACCGGGACCGGCGUGGUCAACUCACAAAGCUCCAGGACCUGUUCAUCACAGGUAGAAAUGUCCGCUACGUUCACAUCCCGGACCACGUGGACAUAAUGAAGACUAUACAGAGUCAGCUGACCAAGAUCCACAGAGUCCGCAACUUUGCUGGUGAAGGAGGAGGCAGAAAAGAGUUUGCCAAGAAAAAAAAAUAGACAAAACUCUGCAGGGUUGAGAGCAGAGACACGUGGAGGUAACAAGCAGUUCUUUAUGUUUUUCAGAUCUAGGUCGGGUCAUGUACUGCUUUGAAUUUUUUUGAUGUGAAAUUGGGGAUUUGUUCACGUCUCAGGUCCAAUAAAGCCUUAAAAUGAAACAAUCUGAAAAAGAGAACAAAACCCCCAUCAUGGUGAAACUGCAGGAUGGCGGUGAAACAUCUGUUAAAUUUAGUCAUGUCAUAUUUAAAAGUCUUAAAUUGAAACCCUGAUCAAAUGACCUCAAAUGCACCGUUUGACUUGAACUUUGUGUUUUUUUUCCGUCUCAUUGGUCGUUUGCCGACAGACAAUUAGUUUUGAAAUUUUAAAUAAAGAUGCUCAUCAAUCAAUCAAUCGAUCUUUGUUGGCGUCUUGGGUGAAAUCCUUAUUAAAUUGAAAAAUAUGUUUUUCUGGCCAGAAAACGUAGAUGAUGAAAAACGAAAUACAGACGUGUUCACCCUGGACAUGUCCCCAGCGUAUCACAGCAUAGAGACAAACAACCCUUCACACUCACAUUCUAGCACAGAGCUGCUAUAUCAAAUUUAAAUGGCACAUAUAACAAUCAACAGUGUCAGUGUGUAUUUGCUCUUGAGUCAUCCUGCCCUAUCCCACAAUGCUCCUCUGUCUGUUUGCCUGUGAAAAUAAACUUA